UGACUUAAGGUGACGUAAGAAGAAAAUGUAUACCGCACUCAUAGGGACUUUGUCUCAGUGCAGAGGCAGCGGGCAGCAGAACCGGGGCAAAGAUGAAGAAGUUUGUAGCAUUUUUCCUUUGCAUGGUCCUAUUGACCGUCUUUACAGAUGCCAACCCCAUCAUCAAAGAGAGCUUUGCCAAGCAGCUUCUCCGCAGCAAGAGGCAGCUGAAACCCGGCCACCCUGACGAGCCAAUGAGAGAGCAUCUGCUCCACAUGCAGGUUCUGGACCAGAGAGCCCAGGAGACCAACCUGGAGCACUGGCUGAACCCUCACUGUUACCCCCGCUGUGACAGGAACUAUGGACACCCUGUCUAACGAACAUCCCUGUCCUAUAGCAGCUCCACCUAGAUCCCAGGGGAAUUUCUUGCCGAUGGAAGGUGUGGAUGACUAUUGUGACAAUGGCUACAACAAUGACAACUGUGCUAAUGAUAUGAGUGUGAAGACAUGAGUGGGCCAGCUGUCUCACUCUUUUCUGAAGACAUAUGAGUAAAAGAACAUAUAUCUAGUCAUAAUUAAGCUUAAUUUAGCAGUGUAUUGAACAUACAAACUGAUGCAUAGAAUUCUCAUGUACGUAACAGAUUUAUGGAACACUAAUAAAGACUAUAUCAAAACGA
Osmerus eperlanus (European smelt) is the source of this 655-nucleotide messenger RNA. RefSeq names its product chromosome 22 C17orf67 homolog (gene c22h17orf67). The record is from RefSeq and is a predicted model, not a curated record. The coding region runs from base 93 to 356 and encodes 87 amino acids. The transcript is spliced from 4 exons. Lineage: Eukaryota; Metazoa; Chordata; Actinopteri; Osmeriformes; Osmeridae.